AUGUCAAAAUUUUGUGGUGGUAUUGUUAUAUUUUUUGGUACAGAAUAUCUAUUAAGACUGUGGUCAGCUGGUUGUCGAAGUAAAUACAUGGGGAUUUAUGGUCGAUUUCGUUUUGCCAAAAAGCCUAUUGCAGUUAUAGAUUUGUUUGUUGUUAUUGCUUCUACACUUAUGAUUGCAUUUGCUAAUGAUAAACAGGCAUUUGCAGCGUCCGCAAUAAGAGGUGUUAGAUUUCUUCAAAUUUUGCGAGUAUUACAUGUUGAUCGUCACGGUGGUACAUGGAGAUUACUCGGAAGUGUUGUUUAUAUUCAUCGACAGGAAUUAAUAACAACGUUGUAUAUUGGAUUUUUGGCUCUAAUAUUUUGUUCUUAUCUUGUGUAUAUAGCAGAAAAAGAUGAAAAAAAGGGAGGUGAAAUGCGAGGCGUUAAAGCCAAUGACAGUCAUUUCGAAAGUUAUGCUGAUGCACUAUGGUGGGGAGUAAUCACAAUAACAACUAUUGGGUACGGUGAUGUCUAUCCUGUCACAUGGGUGGGAAAAAUCAUUGCUUCUUUUUUUGCCAUUUUUGCCAUUUCAUUUUUUGCAUUACCAGCGGGUAUCCUCGGUUCUGGUUUUGCACUCAAAGUUCAACAAAAACAACGACAAAAACAUUUCAGCCGUCAGAUCCCAGCUGCAGCAACUUUAAUACAAGCGGCUUGGCGAGUCUACGCAUCAGCUUCGGACAGCAAUUGUGUUGCCACAUGGAAUAUUUAUCUGCGUGCGAAUCCUAACGUUGUCAAUCAAACUUUCACCCAAAACAAUCACACUUUUGCGGGAAGAACGGCAGAAAAAUUAAGAUAUCUACGUUUAUCUGGCUCAAGUAGAAAAAGUCGAUCGAAACGCGGAAGUCAAGCCCCAAGUCCAAAUUGUUUACAGUCACCAGUAGCAGGGGAUGGACGUAGCUCCAGUUCAUCAGCGUCGAAUACCACAGAUUCUUAUUUUCCAGGAUGUUAUAUUGCACCUGCUGACCAUGAAGAAGAAGAAGAACAAGAACCGGAAGAAGAGACACCAUUAAGAUAUCACAAACUAUGGACAUUAACAGAUGACCAUAAAAGAGUGAUCAGAGCGAUACGAAAAAUGCAACUCGUUGUAGCCAGAAAACGAUUUCAGGCAAUACUUGAACAAUACUCACAUGGACAUAUCAACAUGAUGAUGAGAAUAAAAGAAUUGCAACGCAGAUUAGAACACUCAAUUGGUAAACAACCACCAAUUAUCGGAAGUGACACAUCUGAAAGAGAUCGAUCAAAACUAACGGUAUUAUCUCGGAUGACUCGUAUAGAAGCUAAUGUGGUAGAAAUGGGGCAAACAUUACAGAAUAUUGUUCAACUUCUCCAGAAUAUUGAUGAAAAACUAAAUGAAGCACUAUCAUCGCCGCCACGGAUAAUAUAUGGACGCACGGAACCGCUACAUUCAGAUGGUACAUUUGCUUCAGUAGAUGAUGAAAUACCGUAA
Molecule: messenger RNA, 1485 nt
Organism: Didymodactylos carnosus
Lineage: Eukaryota; Metazoa; Rotifera; Eurotatoria; Philodinida; Philodinidae
Source: the annotation of a GenBank genome assembly